GGAGAGGGCGGGGCUUGCGUGAAGCGGAAGUGGCGACUGGAACGGAAGUAGAACGGCAUUGAAUCCCGCAGGAGAGGGGACGGGGAGGAAGCUGAGCCUGCCGGGUGUGUGUGAGAGCGUGUGGAAGCCGUGUCAGCGGAUCGCUAUUCUCAGAAAUCAUCAUGGACAAGAGUGACCUGGUACAGAAGGCCAAGCUUGCAGAACAGGCCGAGCGCUAUGAUGACAUGGCUGCCGCUAUGAAAGCCGUGACCGAACAGGGAGGUGAGCUCUCCAACGAAGAGAGGAACCUGCUGUCUGUCGCCUACAAAAACGUUGUAGGUGCGCGCCGCUCCUCCUGGCGUGUGAUCUCCAGCAUCGAACAGAAGACCGAAGGCAAUGAGAAGAAACAGCAAAUGGCUCGAGAAUACAGGGAAAAGAUCGAGGCCGAGCUUACUGAGAUCUGCACUGAUGUUCUUGAACUUCUGGAAAAGCAUUUGAUCGCUAAUGCUACACCACCGGAAAGUAAGGUCUUCUACUUGAAAAUGAAGGGAGAUUAUUAUCGGUACCUUUCCGAAGUAGCAGCUGGAGAGAAGAAACAAGGUACUGUAGCUAACUCUCAACAGUCUUAUCAGGAAGCUUUUGAAAUUAGCAAGAGUGAGAUGCAGCCAACACACCCCAUUCGACUUGGAUUGGCUCUGAACUUCUCAGUGUUUUACUAUGAAAUUCUUAACUCUCAAGAAAAAGCCUGCAGCUUAGCAAAAACGGCAUUUGAUGAGGCGAUAGCUGAACUGGACACAUUGAAUGAGGAGUCUUACAAGGACAGCACUCUUAUCAUGCAGCUACUAAGGGACAAUCUUACACUAUGGACCUCAGAACAACAGAACGACGAGGCUGAGCCUGGAGAGGGAGACAACUAACAACUGCCACGCAUCAAUUAUAAUUUUUUGUUUUUCUUUAUUUGGUUCACCAUCACUCUGUAUUGUAUAUCCCCUUUGUGCGACCAGUAAAGAGAAUAGUACAUCGACUUUCACAACUUCCGUGUAGCAGAACAUUUUGUGGAUUAAGAAGUAAAUCAGGCAUUUUACAGGAGACAAAUGUAACUUUUUAUGUAUAUAUGGUAUAUUCUAUCUGUAUAUCAUAUAUAUAAGGUUCAAGUAUGUAAUUAGAUCUUGUGUGAUUUAAGUUUUCUUUUUUAAACUGAACACUGUGAUUAUGGGACUUUGUUGCUAAAAAAAAAAGAAAUCACUCUAGAUUCGGAUUUUUCCCCAAUUCAUAUGACGUUUUAGGACAAAAAGUCGAAGUACAAUUCUGUUGUAUGUGUAACAAAUGUUAACAUACUGUAACCAUUGGGAUGAGUUGACUUCUAUGCUGUUUGAGGUUUGCUCUUUGUAAUGAUGAUGCAUUUGUCUGAGCUGAAUGCUACAUCUGGAAGCCUCAUUUUUAAGCCUGAAUAUAAUCUUUUGGCAUCAUGUUGCAUCUUUUGGAUUGAUAUGUGCACUUUUUUUUUUAGUUCAGCUUUGAGAAAUGUCACCGAAAGGUGGCAAGCCAUUUUUGGAUGGUUGCCAGCUCAUUCACUCACCUGUAUGUAGGCUUCUUAAAAAA
Nanorana parkeri is the source of this 1581-nucleotide messenger RNA. RefSeq names its product tyrosine 3-monooxygenase/tryptophan 5-monooxygenase activation protein beta (gene YWHAB). The record is from RefSeq and is a predicted model, not a curated record. Lineage: Eukaryota; Metazoa; Chordata; Amphibia; Anura; Dicroglossidae. Bases 162 to 896 code for a protein of 244 amino acids. The transcript has 6 exons. Gene Ontology annotation, biological process: signal transduction. Gene Ontology annotation, cellular component: cytoplasm.